GACAACCAACAGACAGCUUGGCUACCCCAACAUUGAAUGUCACAGUUAAAGUCCAUCCUACUCCAGCUCACCGCGGCUCUAUCACUCGAUACUAUCCCGCAAGCGAAGCAACUAGAAGCAACAUUAACCAUGUCUGACAGCACUGGCUCCUUAGCCCCAAAGUCAAACUGGAACUCCAUCAACCCGAAACCUGAGCCAGGUUACUUCCAAACCAUCCAGUACCCCUCAGCAGAUCACCUCAUCAUCCACGAUACCCUCUACGGCACCCACACCAUCACCGAGCCCGUCCUAGUCUCCCUCCUCCAGUCCCCCUCUCUCCUCCGCCUCAGCAGCGUCUGCCAGCACGGCAUAACCGGCCUGCUAGGCUUCACUCCCCGCGUAACCCGUCUCGAACACUCCAUCGGCGCAUUCCUCCUAGUCCGCAAGGUAAACGCCACCCUGUCCGAACAAGUCGCUGCCCUCCUCCACGACAUCAGCCACACGGCCCUCAGCCACGUGGUCGACUGGGCCGGCCUCUCCACACCCGGCAGCGGCAGCGGCGAGAGUUUCCAUGAAGUGCACAAGACGCGGUUUGUGGAAUCGACAGACCUCCCGUCUAUUAUAGCCCGCCACGGUUUUGGUCCAGAGGUCUUUAACGAAGGGUCUUUUCCGCUGGUUGAAUCCCCCGCCCCGCACCUCUGCGCCGACAGGCUGGACUACGCGCUCCGCGAUGCGGUGGGCUUUGGGAAACUUGACUUGCAAGAUGCGAGGAGAGUGUAUACCUCGGUGAUGGCAUAUCCAGACGCUACCACCUCCCCGCACCGCAUGCUCGUUCUCACAGAUCGGGACUUGGCAAUGACCCUGGCAAGAGCUUACCUUGCUGUUGACAGAGAUGUGUGGUCCAACCCGGCACAUAUUAGUGUCUAUCAGCGCGCGGGAAGGGUUAUUGGGGAUGCGAUCCGAUCUGGGGUUGUGCGGGAGAGUGACUUGUGGGGGCUGUCGGAUAGGGAGUUUUGGAAGGUGCUUAGGGAGGCGACGGAUGAGGUUGGGAAGGAGUCUAUGCGGAGGUUGGAAGUGGAGGGGUUGCCAGAGGACGAGAAUCUGGGGUUGCCGGUCGGGACUAAGGUGAGGACGUUGGAUCCGGAUGUUCUUGGUGGUGGUGGUGGUGAUGAUGAUGAUGAUGCGGAAGCCGGAGGACCUGGGGGCGGGUUGACUUGUCAGGCCUUGUCUGUAUGGUGUCCGGCCUGGGCUGAGGAGCGGACGGCAUACAUCCUGGCGAGGAAAAGAUUGCAGGGGAUUGAAUCGUCCUGAUUUCUUAAAGCGGCACAAAUGCCGUUGGGACUCUCUGGACUUAACGGCCUACUGCAUGUACUAGUAGGUAGAAUCACUUGCCUUCUCCUCCCUCCUUGGGCUAUCCAACACCUCGCACCCAUCCUCGGGGAUCCCCUUUCCGGGGUAAGCAAGUAGUAGAAUAGUCCCUGAGUUGAUACUUGACUCAUCUAGAGGGCAUCAGUAGUAGCCAGCCAAUGUAUAAGCCGAUGG
This is a messenger RNA of Canariomyces notabilis, 1521 nucleotides long. RefSeq lists its product as uncharacterized. Gene Ontology annotation, cellular component: nucleus. Gene Ontology annotation, molecular function: dGTPase activity. The record is from RefSeq and is a predicted model, not a curated record. Gene Ontology annotation, biological process: dGTP catabolic process. Lineage: Eukaryota; Fungi; Ascomycota; Sordariomycetes; Sordariales; Chaetomiaceae. The transcript has a single exon. The coding region runs from base 37 to 1290 and encodes 417 amino acids.